Dibothriocephalus latus is the source of this 519-nucleotide messenger RNA. Lineage: Eukaryota; Metazoa; Platyhelminthes; Cestoda; Diphyllobothriidea; Diphyllobothriidae. The record is from the annotation of a GenBank genome assembly.
AUGUUCAUAGGAGCUGCCGAUCUGAACCAUCUCGCGGUUGAUGUCGAAACCGUUGCCAAACGGCUGGCAGCUGGAAGAAAGAAGAAACUGGAUGUUGCCGCCUCUGACAUAUCCAACCCUGCUGGAGAGCAUUCAAAGACCACAACGCUUUCGCCCGACCGGUGCUCUUCUAAACGAUUAGAAGUCGAUGAAGAGUCGGCUCUCCUGAUAACUCCUUUUGCUUCCGUAUUGUUUUCGUCUCCUAGCCGAGAUAUUUCAAUCCAAAGUUCCGGCAACUGUAACUGUGAAUUGCGCUCUGGUACCCCUGAUUGCAACGGACACGCCGAGAUAUUUCAUCCCAAAGUUCCGGCAACUGUAACUGUGAAUUGCGCUCUGGUACUCCUGAUUGCAACGGACACGGUAAGAUCGUUCUUCUGCAGUUUUCAUCGUCACAACUAUCUUUUCAACUUCUCCUUCCCCUCACUCUUCUUCGCUCCUUCCUUCCUCCCCUCCAUCUUGUCUCCUCUCUCCACCUCAUAA